Molecule: messenger RNA, 459 nt
Organism: Acanthosepion pharaonis
Lineage: Eukaryota; Metazoa; Mollusca; Cephalopoda; Sepiida; Sepiidae
Source: the annotation of a GenBank genome assembly
AUGCAAAACAGAUCUAUCCACAAUAUACCUACAAAGGCACAUAACAUAUCUAAAGUGUCACAUGCAAACAUGCAAAACAGAUCUAUCCACAAUAUACCUACAAAGGCACAUAACAUAUCUAAAGUGUCACAUGCAAACAUGCAAAACAGAUCUAACAACAAUAUACCUACAAAGGCACAUAACAUAUCUAAAGUGUCACAUGCAAACAUGCAAACCAUAUCUAUCCACAAUAUACCUACAAAGGCACAUAACAUAUCUAAAGUGUCACAUGCAAACAUGCAAAACAUAUCUAUCCACAAUAUACCUACAAAGGCACAUAACAUAUCUAAAGUGUCACAGGCAAACAUGAAAAACACAUCUAUCCACAAUAUACCCACAAAGGCACAUAACAUAUCUAAAAGUGUCACAUGCAAACAUGCAAAACAGAUCUAUCCACAAUAUACCUACAAAGGCACAUAA